UCUUUCUUAGAUUAUAUAGAGAAGUUUCCUUAACUACUAUUUGUUCUAGAAACUGGAACAACUCAAUCAAUAUCCAGAUUUUAACAACUACUUGAUUUUUGUUCUUACAAAAUUAAAAUCUGAAGAUGAGCCUACAAGGUCACUGAGCGGUCUGAUCUUGAAGAAUAAUGUGAAAGCUCAUUUCCAGAACUUCCCAAACGGGGUAACGGACUUUAUCAAAAGUGAAUGUCUAAAUAAUAUUGGUGAUUCCUCUCCUCUUAUCAGAGCCACUGUUGGUAUUUUAAUUACAACCAUAGCCUCCAAGGGAGAACUGCAGAAUUGGCCUGAUCUCUUACCAAAGCUCUGUAGCCUGCUGGAUUCUGAGGAUUACAACACUUGUGAGGGAGCAUUUGGUGCCCUUCAGAAGAUAUGUGAAGACUCUGCUGAGAUUUUAGAUAGUGAUGUUUUAGAUCGCCCUCUCAACAUCAUGAUUCCCAAAUUUUUACAGUUUUUCAAGCACAGUAGUCCCAAAAUAAGGUCUCACGCUGUUGCAUGUGUCAAUCAGUUCAUCAUCAGUCGGACUCAAGCACUUAUGCUGCACAUUGAUUCUUUCAUUGAGAACCUCUUUGCACUGGCUGGUGAUGAGGAAGCAGAGGUGCGGAAAAAUGUGUGCCGGGCACUGGUGAUGCUGCUCGAAGUCCGGAUGGAUCGCCUGCUUCCUCAUAUGCAUAACAUAGUCGAGUACAUGCUGCAAAGGACCCAAGACCAAGAUGAGAACGUGGCUUUGGAGGCCUGUGAAUUCUGGCUGACUUUGGCUGAGCAGCCAAUAUGCAAAGAUGUACUUGUGAGGCAUCUGCCUAAGUUGAUUCCUGUGUUAGUGAAUGGCAUGAAGUAUUCAGAUAUAGAUAUUAUUCUGCUUAAGGGGGAUGUGGAAGAAGAUGAAGCAAUCCCUGAUAGUGAGCAGGAUAUAAGGCCACGGUUUCAUCGCUCAAGAACAGUGGCUCAGCAGCAUGAGGAGGAUGGGAUUGAAGAGGAAGAUGACGACGACGAUGAAAUUGAUGAUGACGAUACAAUUUCUGACUGGAAUCUGAGAAAAUGUUCUGCUGCUGCUCUGGAUGUUCUUGCAAAUGUUUAUCGUGAUGAACUCUUACCACACAUUUUGCCACUUUUGAAAGAGUUGCUUUUUCAUCAUGAAUGGGUUGUUAAAGAAUCAGGCAUCUUGGUUUUAGGAGCAAUUGCUGAAGGUUGCAUGCAAGGCAUGAUUCCAUACUUGCCUGAGCUCAUUCCUCACCUUAUUCAGUGCCUCUCUGACAAAAAGGCUCUUGUGCGGUCCAUUACCUGCUGGACUCUUAGCCGCUAUGCACACUGGGUAGUCAGCCAGCCACCAGAUACAUACCUGAAGCCAUUAAUGACAGAAUUGCUGAAGCGUAUCCUGGAUAGCAACAAGAGAGUACAAGAAGCCGCUUGCAGUGCCUUCGCUACAUUAGAAGAGGAGGCUUGUACAGAGCUUGUCCCGUACCUUGCUUAUAUACUCGAUACCCUCGUCUUCGCCUUCAGUAAAUACCAGCAUAAGAACCUGCUUAUUCUGUAUGAUGCCAUUGGGACACUAGCAGAUUCAGUGGGACAUCAUUUAAACAAGCCAGAAUAUAUUCAGAUGCUAAUGCCGCCUCUGAUCCAGAAAUGGAACAUGUUAAAGGACGAAGACAAAGAUCUCUUCCCGUUGCUUGAGUGCCUCUCGUCCGUUGCCACAGCCUUGCAAUCUGGCUUCCUACCCUAUUGUGAACCUGUGUAUCAGCGUUGUGUAAAUCUAGUGCAGAAGACUCUAGCACAAGCCAUGCUAAACAAUGCUCAGCCAGAACAGUAUGAAGCUCCAGAUAAAGAUUUUAUGAUUGUGGCUCUUGACUUACUCAGUGGCCUGGCUGAAGGGCUGGGAGGCAACAUCGAGCAGCUAGUAGCCCGAAGCAACAUCCUAACACUAAUGUAUCAAUGCAUGCAGGAUAAAAUGCCCGAAGUUCGGCAGAGUUCUUUCGCCUUGUUAGGUGAUCUGACUAAAGCUUGUUUUCAGCAUGUUAAGCCCUGUAUAGCUGAUUUCAUGCCAAUAUUGGGAACAAAUCUAAAUCCAGAGUUUAUUUCAGUCUGCAACAAUGCCACCUGGGCGAUUGGGGAAAUAUCGAUUCAAAUGGGUAUAGAGAUGCAGCCUUAUAUUCCUAUGGUGUUACACCAGCUUGUAGAAAUCAUUAACAGACCCAACACACCAAAGACGCUGUUAGAGAACACAGCAAUAACAAUUGGUCGUCUUGGUUACGUUUGUCCUCAAGAGGUGGCCCCCAUGCUACAGCAGUUUAUAAGACCCUGGUGUACCUCUCUGAGAAACAUAAGAGACAAUGAAGAGAAAGAUUCAGCAUUCCGUGGGAUUUGUACCAUGAUCAGUGUGAAUCCCAGUGGCGUAAUCCAAGAUUUUAUAUUUUUUUGUGAUGCCGUUGCAUCGUGGAUUAACCCAAAAGAUGAUCUCAGAGACAUGUUCUGUAAGAUCCUUCAUGGAUUUAAAAACCAAGUCGGGGAUGAAAAUUGGAGGCGAUUCUCUGACCAGUUUCCUCUUCCCUUAAAAGAGCGUCUUGCAGCUUUCUAUGGUGUUUAAUCUAAUACACUUAAGCUGCGUCCCAGAAUUAGGGGUCCAUCAGUCUUGGAGACUAUAAGGGAGCCUCUGCACCCAGGGAAAAUGUUACCCUUUACAGGGGGGAAGGGUAAACCAGUAGGGAAUACAGUACAAUCCCAACCCUACUGGGAGGGGCGGGAGGGAGGUGUUGCCGUCACUGUAUUAAGUCGAUGUUGGGAAAUGUUUUAACAUCUGGAGCCUCUGUGGGUGGAAAUCUGUCUCCAAUUACAACUCUGCACUGGAUGUGAAGAAGCAAAAACUAUUCAGUCUACUCACAGAACAGUACUUUCUGGAAUAUUAUGGGGAAUUGUACCAAAACAAGAACCACAUAAACAAUGCUUAGGGAUAAGAAGGAGGAAAAUCCCGUGGUCCACAACAAAGGAAACCUAAGAGUGGGAAGCUACAACAGUAAGGAAGCUUUUUUCAUUAAAGGUUUUUAUAUAAAUUUUCCCACGUUACGGGGCCUUGUUUUUGCAUGCUGAUGAAGAACUACACAAAACUAACAGUUAAAAUCAGCUUGCCUCCCCUAGUAGAAGCAGGUUCUUGGAAGUUACAAUUUAAGGUACCCCCAAAAAGUUGGAAAUAAAACGAAACAAAUUUGAACAAUGAAGCACCCUGUGAGAUGCCAACGAGUCACUCCUUUUACCUUUGCGGGCUGGGCAGGGAGGGAGGAAUAAAUGGGGUCGGGGUAUCAGACUAAAGGUGACAUCUAAUUUUACAUUAAAACGUUAGUGGAUAUAAUUUCAUGGUUGUACUUCUUAGAUUUAAUUUCUAGGCCAACACGUUAUCUUAAGGUGCAGUUUAAGGUUCAGGCAUGCGCUCUGGCUCAUAGUGAUUGAAAGUGAUGUAAAUUAGUGGGACCGUAGCAUGCUUGCAUCACAUAGAGUGCAGUUGGUAUCCAUUUACCUAUGUUGCGCCAGUUUGGGUUGCAGUUUACCAGUUCAAUAGCCCUGCAUUAAAAUUACUUUAAGAUUUGUGGAUUUUAUUUUUAUUAAGAAUAUAGAUAUAUAAAGUACUGUAGUUUACAGCUAGGCCUUGAAAUAUCUUUUUAGGAUCUGUUAGGAAUAAGAUUGAUAUUGUAUUGUGUGUAACCUGCACAAUGUGGAAAGCUGAUAUACCUGUGCAAAAUCUCUGCCUCUGUGCUGUCAGUGUGGUGUGCUUUCUGCAUGGUUAUAUACUACUAGUGAUUUUAUCAAAUUUCAAAUUACAUGGUAAAAGAUCUGUAAAAGGCUGCAUAAAUGUUAGUUGGCACAUAAAGACAAUUGUAGAAGUUGAAACAGGAUUGCUAUAUUUCAAUGUUUAUUCCCACUCAACAUAUUGCCUCUAAGCUUUCCUUUUUUUAUUUUAUUUUAUUUUUUUGUUCAAAGCAUGAUCUUAAAGAUACGUUUAAGUUAAUGGAUGUAAUGCAGGGUUCCUACACUGUAUUGGCGCAUGUUGGUGGCCCUUUGUGCCCUAAGUAUAUGCACACAGGGUGCAAGUUCAAAGCUACAGAGUGAGAGUUGGUUUGGAUCCUCUUCAUUUCAUUUGUUUGACUUUUCUGUUAUUUCCCCCCCUCUACUUACAUGUAUUCCUGUGAAUAAAUCCUUGUUAAGUUAACCCUUUACUUUUCCUCCCAUGUGUAUUUUCUUACAUACUGUGAAUGUGAAGACCCUAACUGGUACACUUGAUCUUAUGUCCGUAGGAAAGUGCGAGUCUUUAUUAAUUUGGAUUGUCUGAGCAGUGUGUAUCCCAUGAUGAUGAAGGAAAAUGGAGAGUUUUGGGGAUUUUUUUGUUUUGGUUUUUUUUUUUUUUAUUUUUAGCUCUGCUGGUCAGAGAUAAAGCCACGCCUUUCCAUUUUUCAAUGCUGCAUAUUUAAUCUGCAACAAAUUGUUAAGCCAUAACAGCCUUUUUAUAUUUUAAUUUGUCACCUUUGCAUUGCAGAAUAAAUACCGAAUAACCAUUUUUAUAAGCAGUUGCUCCUCUUUGCAUGGUUCUGUUCUCUAAAAGUGUUGACUGAUAAGGCCAUUGCACUGAAGUGUGAGCUGUGUGCGUGUGACUUUAUAAAUGCAGUUUCAAAACAUUUCACAUGCAUGGUAGCAUGCAAAAAGGUUUUAGUUGUUGUGUAUGUGUUUGUUUUAACAUGUUGUUUUACCUUCUUUCCUUCUAGUUUGGCUUUGCAAAUUUCAGUCUGUAGUGCCUGAAAUAAAAUCAUCUACAAUGCCCAAUCAUUUUGUUAAUUUCAAGCUAGACUCAAGGGUGUAUGGCAUUUCCUUUUUAGUACAGUUACCUUACAGAGAGCUCAAAAUUUGCUUCUUGGGUUGGCUUUAAAGCCAGAGCAGAAUAACUGUUUUACCCUUGGGUUGUGUAUGCCAUGUAGUGCUUCAGAUGCUUUCCAAAACUUAACAUAGGCGGUAAUAGUCUUGCAUAGGUAGUAAAUAAACAGCCAGAUUCGUCUCUUAACAUACUAAAACAAAUAUAAAAACUUUCAAUAAAGUGAUAUGGACCUGUGAUAAACAAUUCUGUAUUAAGUAAAAGUGAUAUUGUCACCUGUCUGGUUAAGAAUAUAUUUCCAAUUUGGCAGUUAUGCAGCACAAAAACAAACAAUAUUUAGUUUUGUAGUAAAUAGAUUUGUUUCUAAAUUUAAUAACUUUAUAAUAGAAAAUUAAGUAAAUAUGACUGACAACCUAAGAUUAGGGGUAUUUUCUAAUGUAGUUUUCUUGUUGAGGCUAUUGUUUCUUCCUAAUUUAUAUUAUAUUUCAGACAACAUAGUAUAGCACAGGAAUUUGCAGAAGCCAUUUAAGUUUUUUAUUUUUAUUUUUUUUUUUUUUUGAGGUAAACGCUGAGUUAGCAUAUUUUGUUUUGAUGAACAUAACACAUCAUGGGAUAUAUAGAUAUAUAUAUAAAGCAACUUAAUUCUUGUGGUGCAGUCUUGAUAGCUUUGAAUGUUGACUGAAUGUCUGUGAGAUCGUGCGUUUGUCAUGGUUACAUUCCAGUGUUUCUGCCUCUUGGCAUGCUUAAAGCGCGGCUUCCUCCGCCUGCUCCUUUCACACUAAAAUGCUGUUAGUGUGCUCAGCUACAGAGAUAGCCGCUGCUGAGUGAUGUAGAUUUUCUACUUGAAUAUUUUUACGUUGUAGGAACCUCAGGAGGUCAGUGUUUACUGUUUGUAUAUGCCUUCCUUUCCUGUUUGGGCUUCUCUCUUUGAAGGAUUCUGACAGAACAAAAGCUGCUGAUCAACCUAAGUUGGGAACAGAAAGUGUGUCUGGUGGAGUUUAGAUGCUUACUUGGCAGUUCCAUGUUACAGCCCAUUAAUUAGCAAGUGAACUUAGUGCCACAGGUGUUCAUUUCUUCAGGAAAUGAUUUUGCUUUUUGUAUUGUCUAAUCUCUUUAAUGACUUCAUACUGUGUAAGAAAAAUCACUUUUGUAUUGUUUGUUGGUUAUUUCCAACAUAAUCAACUUGUAAAUAUCCUUAGAGCCAGUUCUGAUGCUUACAUUAUUGCUACUUGAUUUUGUUAUGCAACUUAGAUUUCAGAUCUUAAAACACUUAACCAAGCCAUUACAUCUUAAAACAAAACAAGUAGCAUACAUUUUGUAAUUAACAUUGAUAAACACUGUGAUUUUUUUGGUUAAGACUUUUUCAUUGAUCUGAAUUGCUUAAAUUGCAUAUAUUGUAAAAUAGAGUCAGAUGUAUAUUUUAAAAUAAUUUCAACUGACUUUCCUCUUACUGCUUUGUCUACUCAGUUAUGAAUAUUCAGAUACAAGUUUUAUCUCAGGUGAAUAUCCUUGUAUCAUUUUGCUUUGGUGACAUGUUUAUAAAGAAAGAUCAUCAUACUUAAUAGUCUUGGGAGGUUUGUGAGUUGUUUUUGUUGUUGUUGUUUAUGUAUUUUAUUGAUAAUCUGCCCAGUUAGUCUGGUGUUCCCUCCCUCCACCCCCAGUUGUCCUGUCAGACUGGAGCGGUACAGAAAGCUCUCACACUUAGUGUGCAGAUUCGUCUGAAGUUGAGUCAAGUUUGGUUCUCCUCUUUUCCAGACCCUCAAAAUACAAAAGUGGAACCUUUUCUCCCUGACAUAAAAUUCUCUGCAUAGUUGAGGUGCCAGAAUUAAAUUAUAUAUUAAACUCUUGUAUCAAUUUAACACCUUUGCAGUAAAGAAAAUUUUUUUGCUUCAUGUAGUUAAUUAUAUUCAUAUUGAAUGUAUUAACAGAUACCAGAGCAAAAGCAUUCUUCCCAGGAGAAGAGUGUGUCGUGCAUACCUAAAACCCUAAUUCCUUCCUUUGCUAAUACUACAGGUGCACACAGAUUUGCUUACGGAGUUACUUUUGCAAAUAUUACAAGGCAGGGAGACACUAAUUGUUGCUGCUAGUACUGUUUAAUAAAGUGAGCGAGCAUUGGAAUCUAAAAGGAACAUAGGGUCUUGUGGUUAACAGCCUGGGAUAAUUGAGAAGGAAAAAGAGCAGUAGCGGCCUGUGUUGGUAACAAUAUUAUCUAUCUAGUAUCAAUACCAUACAGUAGCAUUGUAUAUCAACUAGUGAGUGCACUUUGUAGUGUAUUACAUAUGGCAAUGCUUCUAAGGCCUCUUUCAAGUUAAGUUUCACAUGAAAGUUAUUUUCUCUUACCUGUAUGCUUUCUAGGUAAGUAGAAACUAGCUUCAGGCUUGAUAUAGAUCUUUUCCCUGUUGGUAUUACAUAUAUGUAGAUAAUUCUCAAUGCCUAAUUAUUAUACUUAUACAAUUGUAAGGAAUACACUUAAUUACAGCAACUGCUUUUGUGGUUUGUAUCCCAGAGUGUAUUGUGUUGAAAUAAAAGAUGCAUAGCAGCUGAAUGUAUGCAUGACUUAGAGGGAAGUUAAAACCGAUUUUCUUUUUCCCACCUCUGUACAUUAAAAACUAAGCCAAAUCUAUUUGCCAAUAGUAGAUCACUAAUUACAAAGCUAGUAGUUUGUCUUUUAGUAGGAGUUUUUGUUUGCCAUAAGUCACUCUUACUGUGGCUUGGUAUUAUGCAGGAUUAUCUCUUUCACAGGUGUAGUCAUCUUGCUCAAUGCCUGCUGUAACGUGGUUAGCCUAUAAGGCAGUGUUGUCCCUCCUGAUGUCCACCGGGUUCCACUAUAUUUUCCUCUUACCUUUUUGUCCCUGCUUUCCUAUGUGGAUAUAUAACCAAACUGAACUUCAUUGUUUUUUUUUUAAUGGAGAUAAUAUUAGAUAAUACUGUGUAAUUAAUUUUACUCAAUAGAUUAUCAUCUUAAGAGUGCUUAAAUGUGGUCAAUCACUUCAUAUUAUGAAAGUUUUACACUUAAUCUUCAUGCUAACGUUGGGUGCAAUAACUUAGUAGUACUUGCUUAGUUAUGAAUAACUGGAUCUUUCUGCUGACAACUUAGGUUGUAUGAGUUAUGCUUAAAAGCUUUAAAUCUGAUGUUUCCUGUACCUGCCACACUAUGUUAGAAUGUGUCCUUCAAACAUCCUCCUGCAACUUCUCAAACUGUACUCAAUUGAUAUUUCUUGAAGUCUAACUCUGUGCUGACAGAUCUUCAUUUUAAAUAGAAUACGGUUUUAAUUUUUGAUAAGCUGCUGAAUUUUAAAGAGAGUUUUUUGGGGCCACCAAAUAUUUUGGAUCAUGCAGAGAAUAUAUAUUGUACUGUAGUAAUUUUGUAUUUACAUUUGUAUGAUGUGACAUGAUAGACGUGAAUGUUAAUCACUGCUUGACUAUGUUAAUAAAGUUGUUUAACUAUA
This is a messenger RNA of Myodes glareolus (Bank vole), 8334 nucleotides long. The record is from RefSeq and is a predicted model, not a curated record. NCBI's taxonomy places the organism in Eukaryota, Metazoa, Chordata, Mammalia, Rodentia, Cricetidae.